Messenger RNA from Durusdinium trenchii, 1661 nucleotides. NCBI's taxonomy places the organism in Eukaryota, Dinophyceae, Suessiales, Symbiodiniaceae. The record is from the annotation of a GenBank genome assembly.
CAUGAGAUGAUACAGUCGCUCGCUCUAAACCUUUGGAAAAGCCAUGUCGCUGGAGUCCAAGAUCAAGCAAAUUGAAAAGACGGUGUCUGCUGGGAUUCAUGAGGUGUACUCCGGAAUCAACCGGCCAGACUACGGUGUGCCUCCGAAAUUGGGGGGAGACUCACCGGAACAAAUCAACUGGCUAGUGACGCUUGUGCUGAUUCUUGUUUGCGUAUCUAUUGGUUUGGGUCUACUUCUUGACAACAAUUGCCGCGGCAAAGAAAUGGAAGGACGACCGCGAUAUUGGUCAAUUCUACUUUUGUUGGCGAGCUAUUUGCUGUUGAUUCCAGGAUUAACCAAUCCUGUAUUCAGCUUCAGCAUCGUCAUUAAUAUCAUUGGUCACAGAAAGGUGGUUGAACCAGAAGCAGGUCAUCCAGUUUGCACAGAGACCACCACAGGAUUGGCUGAUUUGCUAUGGAGGACAGGUUCCAAAAUCGGAGCAUUCCUCGUGAUACUCUUUUCUAUGGUCAUACCAGCUAUAGAGCUCAUCAUGCUGAUCCUCGGCGAAACAUUCCGGUUUGCUUCUGCCAGAUGCGCAGAAGUUUUUCGAUGGGUCAUCAUUUGGGUGCAACACCGUUCAAAGUGGGCUUCACCGGACAUGUUUGCAUACGUCCUUCUAGUUGACCUUGUUCGCACUCUGGAGCAUGAUCCGCUUAUUUUGUCAAGAGCGAGGCUUGAGAUUGGAUUCUCCUGUUUCAGUACCUUUGUCAUCACAGCCACCGUCUCUUCCUUGGGAAUCCCACUCCCGCAGGUGAGCCUGGAAAGUAGAGAACAUCCGAGUGCACCCAUGGUUCUUCGCCUUUUUGGUGGAAAAGGUGUCGCUUUUCUAUCGGCUUUGCUGUCGAUUGUGUUUGUGCCUUUGUUCAUCAAGGGGCUGCAAUCUCCCUGUAUGUCUUUUCACAUCGAAACAAAACAGCUCUUUCCGCCUUAUGGGCCUUUGCCAGAGUCCGCAAAGCCUGCGAUCGACAUCCUUGAUCUAAAGAACUUGCUGAAGUCAGAGACUAGCAUCGUGAGCUGCAUACAAGACUACAUCGACAGACUUUCUGGAUGGGAAGCCAACACCUUUGUCUCUCUCGCUUUGCUAAUAGUAUGUGUUGUUGGCAGUACUCUGAUGGACAUGAUAUUCCUGGUGCUUGCCGCAGCGGAGCUUGCAAUCGACCGCCCAGACGGACCAAGCAAGCACCUGGGCCACACUUGGAUUGAUAUGGCGAGGGUGCUUCGAAAGCUAUCCAUGAUGGAUGUUGCAAUGGUUGGUGUCUACUUGGUUACGGUUUGCAUGUCCAUGUACGCAAAGUAUGGUGUGGUCGUGUCGCUUGAGCAUGGUAUGAUGACAUUGCUAGCGGCAGAAAUUGUACAUUCCGUGACUUAUCAUGUAGUUGAAUCCGCCUGCAGCCAUUUGGAGUUGGAGCGAGAACUGAGAGAGGUAGAGCUAGAGCCGUUGGCAGAAGAGACUCCCAAAAUUUCAGGUUGCUGCUCUACAAAGUGGAGAUUGAUGCAAAGUCUCCAUUGAGAGAGGCAAAGGUGCUCUCAUCUAGCCCAGAUUGUGAGAAAACAGCAACUACUAGAGCUCAGAGCAAUGCCUUGGCUCAGAAUUCCAGAAGAGUCUCUUCUCUGUUUGUCAG